CCCUGUUCUACUCGGAGAGGGCGCCUUUCGAGAAUGUCUUCUACCAGUGUGUGACUAUUCGUGAGAUGGAUGGGUUACCCAGUAGCAUCUAUACAACAUUUGUGCUCUUCAUACAGGUCAUUGCUCCUCUCUUCAUAAUGUUCGCCGCUUACACCGCCAUCUUUGCUAAAAUAAGGAGAGAAAGUUCCAAAGGAUUAAGCAUUAACGAUGCUGAAGACAACCUUUCUCAACAACACAAAGCUCGAUCACGCCUCUUCAUGCGUGCUCAACAACGGACAUUGCGCAUGAUCAUCACCAUCUUUCUCGCGUUUGUCGUGAACUGGACCCCUUACGUACUGGCUGCCAUGAAAUACACGUGGCACCACACUGAUCAUCCCGACACUCAAUCUAUGCGGAUCGUUUACGAGACAGCGUUUCUCUUCGGACUCUCCAACUCCUGCUUCAAUCCUUUAGUCUACGGAUGCUGCAACCUGCACUACUUCGACAGCUUCUGCGCCUCCUGCUGUGCCGUGUUCAUCGGCCGCCCCGACUCCAGCCUGACAGACCACAAGACGUCGACGUACACCAUGAGAUGGUCGAUGAAGUCGAGCCCGACGGCCAAGCAAGGAUACGGCCAUCAUCAUCCUCACCAUAACAACAGUGUGAAUCGACACGGCAACCAAAAUCAGGGAUCUAGUAACAGCCAGUGGAUUAAAGGAAGGUUACUCACAGAGGGCGCUGUAUCAAGUACUUCUCAAGUAACAGUUUCCUGAGGAGGAUUAAUGAACUUUUGAUUUUGCUUCAGAUGCCCUUAAUACGUCAUAGUCAACAUCUCAAUGCGAAAGACUUACAGUAAAGACGAUGGACGUUUGUUUCAGGACAACAAGAGUUUAUAAUGAGAAGAUUCUUCGGAACUCACAAUGCUUGGAAUUGGAGCGUUGAUGGCACAUGACAUGACCUUGAUGUACGAAGACGCACAGAUAAGGCGAGAGAAUCGUUUGUGGACAGCCCGUCUCUUUCAAUCACGAUUCACACAGAGGCUGCUGAAGAAAGCACUGGAUGUCGAUCAAAGCACUCAAACUCAGAAAAAAAAUAACACUUUUAAUGGAAACAAAAUUUUUGUUUUAAAUGUCGUGAAUUAUUGUGUCGCUAUUUUUGCAUGUGUGUGGUAUCACUACGACGAGUUGAACACUCAAUUCAGAAUAGAAAUAUGUGAAUGUGUAACUAGGUCUUCAGGUCUAUAAGUCACAGAUAUAACUAAAAACACUGAAAACUAGGGCACAGAGAACGAUUGCACAUUUCAACAACAAUCCUGAUUGGUCAAUACUAGGAAUGGUGUGAUCAUCAUUGGCUAAUGUCAAUUUGCGAAUGAUUUCAUACCUUUGUGUUUUGGGACCCUGAUCCGUCAAUGAACUGGCCGGUAGUAGAUAGUUAACAUAGUGCCAAUGAGAUAUGUUGCCCGUAGAACGUCCUCUAGUCACAGGGCAAUCUAAGGACAAUUAAGGUAAACUUUGUAAAAAUGCAUUCACUCCACAGCCAGUCAGAACGAUAGACUUCGCGCGAUGUUUUCUCAUUCCUAAGCACUUGCUGGUGUCCGGGGAGAGCAAAGAAAAUGUCCGCAAUCGAAUUGGUCUCGACUAAAUUUGGACGCAUAUAUUGACUUGCUGAUACCUUCUGGAGCUUGUUCUGGUUAUUCUGGCGAUAUCCUCACCAGUCCUGAGCACUUCUGCGCUGUCUGUGCGAACUGUCCUGUGAUCAUCCGCGAUGUUGUACAGUUCUACUGCUAUUUCUUCUGAUGCUGAUGAUGAUGUUGCUGCUAUUAGACUAUUACUGUCAAUGGCGCGACCACCACCCUUAGAGCCUGGGAACGAUAUUUUGAUAGGGGGCGCUGCUUUGGAAAAAAAAAUAUUGGCAAAAAAAAGUUCACUAAGAAAUGAAGGUGAUUUUGGUUAAAUAUCUACUUUUCAGCUUGCCAACCUGACUUCAAGGGCAUGCUGCCUGAGUGUAUUGCACACGCAGCACCCCCAGAAAAAUCUUCGGGUGUGCUGCACUGAACUCUUAUCACCAUUGAAACUUAUCAUAGUUUCUAGGAGUAAUUACUUUAAUAAAUACAAAAAAGCAUCGGCACUAUUUUCAACUUAUUUUUACGAUAUUACGACCCCCCCCCCCCCGCUCCCUGAGCCUUAUUACUUCUCUACUUCUACUUUGAUUAUUGCUACUAUUUCUACCUAUACUAUCCCGACAACUGGUAGUACUAAUACUACUUCUACUAUUACUACUACUGCUGCUACUACUACUACUACUUCUUCCAUUACUGUUACUAUUUCUACUACAGCUACACUACUUCUACUAGGUCUAGCACUACAUUUUAUACUAACACUAUUCUAUCAAUAUUUGGGGUACUAAUACAACCAAUACUGAUUUAGCAUCUUUAUUUUCUAGUAAUACUAUAACCAUACUACUGCUACUAUUACUACCACUACUACCACCACCACCACUGCUACUACUACUGUUGCUGCUGCUGCUGCUGCUGCUGUUGCUGCUGCUGCUGUUUCUGCUGCUACUAUAUACUACCAGUUGCGGACCAAGGUUUGGAGAAAAGUCAAACUACAGUAUGAAAGUAUGUAAAAAAAAAAAGGGGGGGGUAAGUGGGGCCCCCACAAAAAAGUCAAGAGGGAAGUGAUCAAAAUGGUCAACUUUUUUUCUUUGGCUUGUCAUAUUCUGGUAGAAAAGAAAAUUGGGCCUAGCCCCUGUUUCUUUCUAGAUAUUACUACAAGUGCUUCUACUGCUGAUGCUUCAGUUAAUACUACUACUACUUCUACUACUUCUACUACCACUACUAAUAAUAAUAAUGAUAAUAAUCCUACUACUACAACUACUACUACUGCUAUUACUACUAAUACCAAUAACAUACUACUACGCUACUACUGUUACUACUAUUGCUCUCGCUACGACUGCUGCUCCUAAUACUAUAGGGCUACUAUACUACUUCUGCUAUAAGUUCCUCUUCCGCUACUUAUGUAUUUAUACUUUAUACGUGACCUUAAACGAUUUAAACGAUUAAACGAUUUAACUCCAUAAUAAAGCUGAAAAUAAUACUACUAGUACUAAUAUCACUACUGCUGCUGAUGCUGCUGUUGCUACUUCUACUCGUACUACUUCUAUUAUGAAAACUACUGUUACUAAUACUAAUAGUACUUUUACCACUAGUAGUACUAUCAAUGUUACUUCCACUAACUUGACCUCUAGUAAUGUUAUUACUACUACUACUACUGCUGCUGCUGCUCCUACUCCUACUACUCCUACUACUACUACUACUACUACUACUACUUCUACUACCACUAUAACUGUAUAAUACUACGACUUCCACGAGUACUAAUUACUAAUAAACACCAAAUGUCAAAAAUAUACCAACCUCUUCUGAAUUAAAGACAUACAUACUUGUAAGGCUCGUGUGUCCUAAAUGUAUGAGAUACAUCAACGAUAACUAGUAUAUAUAUAUGUACAAUCUACCACUUUAUGAAACGUUUCAAUGACAUUGAGCAAUAUUUUAAAGCUGAUUACACAUAUUUUCCUUUUCGUGGCGUUUGAUUUUACGCAUAUGCAUGGCAAAGCAAGUAUUCUUUACAUAAUUUCUGACAUUCAUUUCCAUCUUUAGAUUUACAACUUUUACACUUUCUAAUGGGCGUGUGUGUGUGUAAAGUGUAAUGCUCAAAACUGUUCUAUUGAUAUUCAAAUCUACACAGUCUUUUAAAAUGUUAUCUAUUAAUGUAUAAAAAUGUUUAUAUGAACAAAGAACCUUUAGACAUAUUUAUUUAAUUUAUUCAAUUGUGUACAUACUUAACUAUGAAUAUAUAUAUGUAUUAUUGU
Lytechinus pictus (painted urchin) is the source of this 3849-nucleotide messenger RNA. Its product is annotated as adipokinetic hormone/corazonin-related peptide receptor variant I-like. Lineage: Eukaryota; Metazoa; Echinodermata; Echinoidea; Temnopleuroida; Toxopneustidae. Gene Ontology annotation, biological process: G protein-coupled receptor signaling pathway; cellular response to hormone stimulus. The transcript is spliced from 3 exons. The record is from RefSeq and is a predicted model, not a curated record. Gene Ontology annotation, cellular component: plasma membrane. Bases 66 to 752 code for a protein of 228 amino acids. Gene Ontology annotation, molecular function: peptide binding; G protein-coupled receptor activity.